AUGUUUACCAUGUUCACCAUCUUAGUUUGCUGCCAUCUGAAAUCCCCUUAUCUCUCUGCUCUCUGUUGUGCUCUGUUUCACUCUCUCACAGCUCUGUUAGAGGUUAUACUGGCCGGCAGAGACUGCUUGGUGGCUGGAGACUCAUGUUCAAGUGAUGAGACUUGUAGCCCACGUCUGCGGACUUUGCGCCAGUGUGUUGCGGGCAACGGCAGCAUGAAGCUGGGCCCUGGUGCCAGGAGCCAGUGUGCCAACGCAGUGUCUGCCCUUCUGUCCAGCCCCUUACAUGGCUGCCAGUGUAAACGGGGCAUGAAGAAGGAGAAGAACUGCUUGAGCAUCUACUGGAGCCUUCAUCAGUCCAUCAUACAUGGACUCAACCUGGUGGAGAGUUAUCCUUACGAGACAGUGCAGAGGGAUUAUGACUAUGUCCGCUUGGCCUCUAUUACAGCUGAUUCUGAUGUUGGCAUGACAACUGUGAAUCGCUGCCUGGAUGCAGCCAAGGCUUGCAAUGUGGACGACUUGUGCCAGAAGCUCCGCACAGAAUAUGUCUCAGCUUGUAUCAAACCCACUGCCAAGUCCGGACUGUGCAACCGACCUAAAUGCAAUAAGGCUCUUCGCAGGUUCUUUGACCGCGUCCCUGCCGACUACACACAUGAGCUGCUCUUUUGCCCCUGUACGGACACAGCAUGCGCAGAACGUCGAAGGCAGACCAUUGUACCAAGCUGCUCUUAUGAAAGCGUGGAAAAACCCAGCUGCAUUACACAGAUGCGGAUCUGUGAGGCCGACUACGUGUGCAGGUCUCGCCUGGCACAGUUUCAAUACGACUGUGAACCCUCCGAAAUGUCUGCCAGUGGCUGCAAGCAAAGGAACUAUGGAGCAUGUCUCCUUGCCUACACAGGGCUCAUAGGAAGUACAAUAACUCCCAACUAUGUCAACAACUCCACAUCGAGCGUGGCUCCAUGGUGCUCCUGCUCAGCCAGUGGGAGCCGGAGGAAGGAGUGUGAUGAUUUCCUGGGAUACUUCACUGACAACAUCUGUCUCCGGAACGCUCUUAUGGCGUUUGGAAGCGAACCAGACCAGCAGCCGACUCUCAGCCAGUCCAGUACACCCAGUCCCGACCACAGCAGCAGAGAAAACAAGAGCAGUACUUCCCAACCAGAAAACCUAGAAACUAUGCGGAACAUCAUGGAUACAAUAAUACCAACACAGGCCAUGGGAAAUGAACUACUAGUGGGCCAGUCCACCCUGCCUACCAACAGCCUCCCAAAGUCUGCUUCACCUCCCAGUCUAAUGCUUCAAGCUGCCUUCAGCCUUCUGUCGUUGCUCCUUCAUCUGCUCAACAAUGGACACUAAAGACUGCAGGGGAGCGUACUGAGGACCCUCCUAGUACAAAGCAGAUGGGAGGACCAGUGCAGUUCAGAGGAAAAUGGACCGUUUGGCAUAGUCCUCCUUCUAAAUAUGUACAGCAAUUCUAUUUUUUUUUGUUUUUUUUUUCUAUUUUUGUGUCUAAGUGGUCCAGUUCCACCUGCCAGUGUUCUCGCUCAGAGUGUGGGAGACUGUUGCAAACUGAAGCCAGUCUGUACAUUUGUACAUUGUUGUUGCAAUCAAGUCAAGCCAAAAUGAAGUCAAAGUAUUGCUUUUGUGGACUAACCCAGCUCUCAGCUAUCCAACAGUAUCUAUUUUCAAGAGUUAAUAUGAAAUUAUAACACAGAUAUGUACAGUAUGAUACAAAGACAUGAAGUAUACCAGUACCUGUGAAAAUUUGUAUUAUCAACAGAAGCUCUUAUUUGAAAUAUUGUGAGGAAAAAACAUGGAGAGAACCAGAGAACUUUGCGUCCGGUCUGUACACAGAAUGAUUUGAAAGCUGCUGGAGUAUAUGGGGCUUUAAUACCACUCUCCUCAAGUGACUGAAAGAGGACUAUUAUUUCUGAUCAAUACUGGAAUUGAAGAGAGACAGAGAGACAAUAGAGCUACAUUUUGCUCAGACAUCCUGGACAAACACCCUGAUUCUAAAACGUCCAGCAGUACUAUCUAGAAGAGAUGUGGCAAAGCAGGGUACAUAAGGAAAACCCUGACAUUAUAAUUGUACUCGCCAUCAAGACUGUUGCCCUUUGUCACAUCACUUUAUUUGUUAUUGCUAAAGCUACAGUAACUGUUCAUAGAAAAUAAGUCCUUGGUCUUAAAAGGAAAUUAUCAGCAAAGACUAGUCCCUGGACUUGAAAGGAAAUAAUCAGAAAAGCAGAAACUCUUUACCUGUGGCUGCUGUACUAUGUGUUUGUGAGCAUUAUACCCUUUUAUUUCUCAUUGUAUCCGUGAACAUUGCUAUACGGGGUUCUGAGUUUUUGUGCCAGAGGGAAAAAAGUGAAUAGUUUGACUUAUUAAGCUUCGCCAAUAUCGGCACGGAGCUUGUUUUGAGAUUAGACAGUUAUGAAUGAUUCAGUAUUUUCUGUUCUGGGAACGUGCCGUUGAAUUGUUAACAGGACCAGAAGUGCUGCAAAUAAAAGUUCUCAGAUCAAUGUUUACACAUUAGCAUCGUUCAACCUUUUUAAAUGGCAAAUGCUUUGUUUGGUGCUGCUGAGGGGAACACUUGUUAAGUCUUUUUGGGAGACAGAAACAUUGCAACUGAAUACAUGUUUACCUAAACUAACACUCACAUGACUUCAGGAAGUACUUUGGUGUUCUUUAUUUGAAGUGAGAAUAUAACAGCGUUAUAGAGCCAUUUGUGACGUAAAGAUGUGCUUUCAAACUGAUCUGUCUUACUAAAAGCUCACCUGCUGCUUCACCUCAGAGUGACUGUAUUUGUCUGGACAUUAAAUAAAGUAAACGUAUAAAAGUAUACGUUUAAUUUUUAAUGUAUCCAUUAGCAGACAGCUUUAACUAUUUCUAGGACUACUUUUACUCGGCAGCACAUAUAGACAGAAGGCUGC
Molecule: messenger RNA, 2924 nt
Organism: Thunnus maccoyii (southern bluefin tuna)
Lineage: Eukaryota; Metazoa; Chordata; Actinopteri; Scombriformes; Scombridae
Gene: gfra4b
Product: GDNF family receptor alpha 4b
Exons: 8
Coding region: 1-1350 (449 amino acids)
Biological process (GO): nervous system development
Cellular component (GO): external side of plasma membrane; signaling receptor complex
Molecular function (GO): signaling receptor activity
Source: RefSeq, a predicted model, not a curated record